Bombyx mandarina (wild silkworm) is the source of this 1050-nucleotide messenger RNA. RefSeq names its product estrogen sulfotransferase-like. NCBI's taxonomy places the organism in Eukaryota, Metazoa, Arthropoda, Insecta, Lepidoptera, Bombycidae. The record is from RefSeq and is a predicted model, not a curated record.
AUGCCAGCCAAGAUGGGUCCUCAAAUCGUUCUGCCAUACGACAUAGAAGACGUCACGGCAGACGAGGAUAAAAUAAUAAAAAGGUGCUUAUUAGGCUACACCAGACCAUUCGUGAAAUGCGGUAAGAAGGGCUACGUGAUGCCGGGCGCGUUCAGGAAACACGCAGAUGCCAUCUACAACAUGAAAGUUAGACCCGAUGAUAUUUGGGUCAUCACUUUCCCGAGAUCAGGUACAACGUGGACGCAAGAAUUAAUUUGGCUGGUGGAAAAUAAUUUGAAUUAUAACGCUGCAAGAGAACGACCCCUUUACGAAAGAUUUCCAAUGCUAGAAACAACCAGCCAGAUACCGGAAAUAGCGUACGAGUUCAUAAAAGCGAAUUUCAUGAAUUUGGGCAGCUUCCAAGGGCUUACGGAAGCGGCCCGGUACCCUAGCUGGAAGAUGAUAGAGGAGAUGCCUUCCCCGAGAUUCAUAAAGACACACCUGCCAUUAUCCCUGCUGCCGCCGACCCUGCUGGAGACGGCAAAGGUCGUGUACGUGGCCAGGGAUCCAAGGGAUGUUGUGGUUUCAUAUUAUUAUCUACACAAAAUGGUCAGCAAGCAUUUGAUGAGGGCUACGUUUCACGACUUCUGGGAGGCCUUCAGAAGAGAUCUGUUACCUUGGACCCCAAUAGUAGCACACACAAACGAGGCCUGGGUCCAUCGAUACCAUCCGAACAUGCACUUUGUGUUUUAUGAAGAUAUGAUUAAGGAUCUGCCCAAGGAAAUCCGUCGAGUCUGUAAGUUCUUGCAGAGGUGCUACACGGACGACCAAGUGAAGGCGCUCUCAGAGCAUCUCAGUUUUGAGAGCUUAAGAAAAAACAAGAAUGUUAACAAUACUACCGGCGAAGAGAAUAAUGGAGUGCAGUUUGUAAGGAAAGGUGAAGCCGGUGGUUGGAAGUCGCAUUUUGACGAAGUGAUGACGUCACAAGCCGAAGACUUCCUCAUAUCGCGACUGAAACAUCUAGAUCUCGUGUACCCGUCGUUGGAAAACGGGGAGACCACACAUCUAUAG